Messenger RNA from Beauveria bassiana ARSEF 2860, 3426 nucleotides. Its product is annotated as EFR3-like protein. Gene Ontology annotation, cellular component: plasma membrane. Gene Ontology annotation, biological process: protein localization to plasma membrane. The transcript is spliced from 2 exons. Bases 1 to 3426 code for a protein of 1141 amino acids. Lineage: Eukaryota; Fungi; Ascomycota; Sordariomycetes; Hypocreales; Cordycipitaceae. The record is from RefSeq and is a predicted model, not a curated record.
AUGAAUUCCCUCGAAAACAGGCUGCGGCCUAAGCACCAGGUCCUCGUUCUCAAAUGCUACCCCCGCACCACGAAAGGCGCUGUCGACGUUAAGCCGAACUCGAGCGAGCUGAGCUACCUGCUAUUUUACGCCACCAGCCGACGCUCCAAGAUUCAAAAGAUUGGUGCCUUCCUCGAGAAGAAGACGGCCACUGACGUCUGGCGCAUGCGCAUCGGCAAUGUCCAAGUCACACUCGGCAUUCUAGCCGCCCUCGUCGAGAAAUCUCCCAAAGAAGCUGCCCUCAUCGCCCCAACCGUUCUCAAAAUCCUCGACCUCAUCCUCCGCUCCGACGACAUUACCAUGAUUGAAUCCUCCAUUCCCACCUUCGAGGCGUUCUGCGAAAACCACGACCCUAGCUCCCUUUUUGGCGACAAGGACUACCUCAGCCACUACGAGGCCGUCGUCCGCGCUUACGCCCAGCUUGCCUCCAAAAACUAUCACGCCGACAAGCCCGCCGUCACUCGUUCCGUCCAGAUCCGUUGGCGCAAUGCUGGCCUUAGCGCCAUCAAGUGCGUCUCCGCCGCCGACGCCCUCUCCUCCCUCUCCGGUCGCCAAAUCAACGUCAUUGUCCCCUCUAUUCUCGACAAUCUUUGGUCCGACCAUGAAAACUUUCUCGAUGUCGUGUACGAUCGCCAACAGACUGAAGAGAAGCACGACGCCGAAAAGACGACUCGUCGCAGGACGAGCGUCGUUACCGUUCGAACCAAUGAGGAGCCUGCCGACGCCAAUCCGCUCGCCAUCUCUGGCACUGGUGCCGACGUCGACAACAUGGCCGAGGAGGAGACGGGUGUCCUGGCCCUGCAGUGCCUCAAGAGCAUUUUUGUUGCCCCCAAUCGCUCCCAGAUUCACUCCGCCACCACUGCUCUAUUGCGCUUCGUUGCCCAGCGUGCCACCACGGGCGAUGUCAUCAUCACCCGCGACCCCGCCAACAAUACCGACUCGGGCCCUGCCAUCCAGCUUUUCAACAUAAUUUCCCGUUGGGCCCCUGUCCAGGACCGCUACAUCAUCCUACUCGUCGUCCUUGACACCAUGGUUCGCGCCCCUCUCAAGGAGGAAACUCUCGACCACCACAUUGUAUAUACCGCCAUCAUUGGCUCCAUGCUGCGCUCCGACCUCAACCUGAUUGGCCUCAGCGUCAUGGAUGUGCUGCACGGCCUCAUCCGCCAGAUGCGCAAGCUCUUUCAACUUCGCACCGGCAGCAAUCCAUCUGCCAGCGGCAGCGACGACCAGCUCGACAACCCCCCCGACAGUCGCAGCACCCUUCAUGCCGAUCUGCUCCAUCGCCUCGAGUCUUGCAUUGGCGAUUUGGCCCAUCAUGUAUACUACGCCGAUCAGGUCUGGGACAUGAUUACCGCCAUAUUGGUCCGCCUCAAGCCUACUCAAGCCAGCAGCACCGCUUCUCUGCCGCAGGAAAGGGCCAACCUGUUCGAGAAUGGCGACGUUGCCGGCACCACUGCCGAGCCUGCCUCUACCGAAACUGCCCAAAACCCUCAAAACGAGCAGUCACUGUCCUACGCUUCGGGCCGCGCAUCGGCUUUACGUGCCAUCAAGGCCAUUCUGGUCGUCGCCAACCCGCAAAAAAAGGUGACUGGUAACAUGAACCUCUCACGAAGCCGCGUCCCCAUCCAGGUUUGGGAGGAGACUCAGUGGCUGCUGCAGGACCCUCACGGCAGUGUCCGCAAGGCCUAUGUUGACGCUCUCCUCAUCUGGCUUGACCGGGAAACCGUCUCCCAGGACAGCAAUGCCGACGACGACUUUGUUAGCCCCUUGUCAACCUCGAGAAACCACGAUGUAUUCCCCUCGCGCCGCGCCGUGUCCAACAAUACACAUCGCGAAAAGCCGCUCAAGAAUCACCACAUCUCCCACUUUUUGCCCAUGCUACACCUCGCUAUCUACGAUUCUGCCCUGCAGCUUGUCGACUUUGACAGUGACAUGUGUCUGCUCCACGCCCUACUCUCCAAGCUAGUCGCCAAGCUCGGCAUCAACGCCGUGCGCUACGGCCUGCCCAUGAUUUUCCGUCUGCAGGAGGAGAUUCAGGAAGUAGACCUGCCUGUUCAAAAGGUACGUAUUGCCGCGCUCUGCCACGGCUACUUUUGGAGUAUCACCGAGAAGUUUCAACUCGACAACGCGAACGUUGGCCGUGCCAUUCGCAAUGAAAUUCGGCGCCGCCAACAAACGCGUUUCUGGGUCGAGGGUAUCACCGUGCCUCCCAGGCCGCUGUACGAGGUUGGCGUUCUAGGCCGUGCCGGACAAGACCCUGCUUGGGAUACCAAGGCCGUUGAGACGGGCGAGCUUCUGCCUUUUGAUGACAGAUUGUCGUUGGUGGAGAGCAUCGCCUCAGCGUACCAGGACAGCGUUCAGUCGCCGCCUGCCAGCCCUGUGGCCUCGCCUUCCAGCCGUCAGCAUGCGCCGCCCUUUGGGGCCAACAUGCAGUCCAUUAGCGAGACGGAGCGUGACUCUGAGCUGCCUACCAACUACCGCCAUCAGCUACUCGCCGAGUGGUCUCGCGACGGCACCAUUGCCGCUAUUGCUGCCCAGCGCAGGACCGAAUCCAUUACGGGCUCUAAGAAGACGGGCACCACCGCCACCCGCGCGAACCGUUUGACUGUCAACACAGCCGGUGGCGCCAAUGGCAACAACCACAACGGUGGCGGCCUUCCUGUCUCGCCCUACGGCAGCCUGCACAAUCUGCGACCGCACACAGCUCAGCCGCAGACCGGCGCGGACCGCUUCGGCUCGUACGUCAAGAUGCGCAAGUCGAGCAUCCAGAGCGCCAACGCCCCCUCGCCCUCGCCCGGCCAACAGAAGGAGAGAGGCGGCGCCAUCGCCUCGGUCGACCAGCUCAAGAUGAUGCUCUCUGGCAACAUUUCGCCGCGCGCCGCCGGCAUCCCUGGCACCGCCAACCCGGAAUCGGACGACAGCAGCGAUUCCAUGGUCAGCUACGACUACACCAUGUCCGAGCUCAGCUUUAACCCGGCGACCGGACAGGCAGACGGCGCUGGCGCCGGCAGCCCCGCAGGGCAGGACGUAUUUCGGCUCACCUCAUUGUCGUCGCGCGGCGGCCCGCCCUCUACGGCCCACACGGACCGCAGCGGUGGCGUCGGCCCUCACACCGCUGAUGACGAGGAUGACGUCCCGCCCGUGCCCCCGCUGCCCAACAUGGCGGCAUACGCGGGCAACAAGCAGCAGCCAGGCAGCAACCUGCUUGGCCACGAUGCAUCCCCUAGGACGGCCAAGCGCAGCGCCAGCGGCCGUGGCGAGUUUGGCGGUCGCCAGCGGACUAGCAGCGCGGCGAGGGGACCCGUCGAUUUGCAGGAUCUGCUAAGGGGUAUCGACAGCACGUCUGACGAGGGCACUUUGGGUAAUUUGACGCGGCCGCCGUAUUAA